CACCACAGGUGAGAAUGAUGCCAGCCAGGUCAGGAGUUUUCUGUUUAGCUGUGAGAGAUGUGGAAACCAAGAGAGAUGUUGAAGCUAGAUCCUGACAGAGAUGGCUUAGUUUGUGAGUGGAAGACACAGGUCAAGAGAUGAUAACUUCAGAGGGAGUUGAAGACACAGCCUUAGAGAAGCUCCUGAAAGCUGACAAGUCACCUGUGGAUGAGGAUGUGCCAAAGCCCAAGGCGGUCAGAGAUCUGAGGUCUGGGUAUGCCCGAUUUGACUUCCACCCACGGCUCCUGGAGACACGGUCACGCUCUGCCUCAGCCCCACCACAGAGAAAGCCGGAACCUGAAGCAAAUGCUGAGGACAUAUGGGGUGCCACAGGCUAUGUCGUCCUUUCCUCUGUCGCUGCUGCCAUAGGAGGACUCUUGUUUGGGUAUGAUGUUGGGAUUGUAUCGGGCGCCAUUUUGCAGCUGCGUCGCCCAGAUGUAUUUAACUUGUCCUGUCUGCUCCAAGAACUGGUGGUCAGUUCCAUGUUGCUGGGUGCUGUCCUUGGAUCACUCUGUGGAGGAUUCAUGGUAGAUCGGUUUGGGCGGAAAGUGACGAUCAUAUUCAAUGCUGUUGUGUUCAUCUUAGGGGCCAUAACUCUGGCAGCUGCCCCCAAUUACUCAUUACUGAUCGUGGGUCGUGUUAUUGUUGGCUUUGGUGUGUCUGUGUCAGCAAUAGGAGAGUGUAUAUACAUCUCAGAGAUAGCUCCUCCUACAAAACGAGGUCUCCUGGUGUCCCUAAAUGAGCUUGGGAUCACACUUGGUGUCCUUUUGGCUUACCUGGUGAACUAUAUCUUUAUCGACCGGAAUGAUGGCUGGCGGUACAUGUUUGGCCUGUCCAUCAUACCAGCAGCUGUACAGGGGGUGGCUAUGCUGUGUCUGCCCAAGAGCCCUAGAUACCUUAUGUUGGCUCAGAAAGAAGCAGAGGCAGAAAAAAUUCUCCAGAAGAUCAGAAGAAAGCAGGACGUGUCCAUUGAGCUUACCACCAUAAGACUGUCCAUUUUGUCUGAAAAGAACCGCACACUUUGCGAGCUGUUUGGAAAGAAGUUUAAUAUGAGAGGUAGAAUGUUGAUAGGCGCUGGACUUGUAUUCUUCCAACAGGCAACUGGUCAGCCAAAUGUUCUGUAUUAUGCACCAACCAUUUUCAAGGCAGUUGGUUUCCAUAGUGAUACAGCAGCUACUUUAGCAACAGUUGGUGUGGGAGCAGUAAAGGUUAUUGCCACGGUGAUCUCUUUGAUGUUAGUGGAUAAAGUGGGUCGUCGGAAGUUGCUAGUCACUGGUGCAUCUGUAAUGGCAUUAGCCACUCUGACCCUGGGAGUAUUAACAGACAUAGACCCAGACACAGCCAUGUUGAACCCCUGUAGGGAUCUCAACACCAGCGCCUCGGAUAAUACCACAAGUCUCCAUCUCACCCAGCCCUAUAACCUCACCCAUCCCCUGACUGGGGGCUCCUGGCCCUCACCCCACUCAUCCUAUCUGGACCUGAGCACCACAGGCCUAACUCCCCACUCAUCCUCAGACUUGUCCCUGUGGAGUGAGGUUAUAAAUAGUAGCUUUGCUAACUCCACCUCACCAAACCUCCAUCCUAACCCUACCCCCAGCGAGAUGCCUAUGGCUGCCAGGUAUGCCUCACUGGCUGCCCUCAUGCUCUUCUGUGGAGCCUAUGGACUAAGCUUUGGCCCAGUGACAUGGCUGGUUUUGAGCGAGAUUUACCCAGCUGCUGUGAAGGGACGGGCAAUUGCCUUAGCUACAGUUCUUAACUGGGGCACAAACCUGGUGGUAUCCCUUACCUUCCUGAAUCUCAUGGAUUUACUCAGUGUGGGAGGAACAUUUCUGAUGUACAGUGGAAUCUGCUGUGCAUCUGUGUUAUUUAUUCUCAUCUUUCUUCUGGAGACGAAGGGACGUAGUUUAGAGCAGAUCUCAGAGGAUAUGAAAAACAGUUCUCCAGGAAACAAAGUCCGUCUUGCUUGGCAGAAGAUUCAGUGCUGUGGAGGUCACAAAAGCAACUUAGAGGUUCCCGCCGGUGAAUAUAUACAGGUGCCUCUGACGGAUAUGGACACAGGCAUAACAUGAUGAUGUCGGACUUUCCCAACCUGCCUGUGAUACUACAUCACUCUACGUUUUUAUUCACACAGGAGAUACAUUGGAACAGUGAUCAACCCUCAUACUUAAGCAUGGAGAUGUGAAGCAACUGGUUUUUAUACACACAGGAGAUACAUUGGAACAGUGAUCAACCCUCAUACUUAAGCAUGGAGAUGUGAAGCAACUGGUUUUUAUACACACAGGAGAUACAUUGGAACAGUGAUCAACCCUCAUACUUAAGCAUGGAGAUGUGAAGCAACUGGUUUUUAUACACACAGGAGAUACAUUGGAACAGUGAUCAACCCUCAUACUUAAGCAUGGAGAUGUGAAGCAACUGGUU
Molecule: messenger RNA, 2457 nt
Organism: Liolophura sinensis
Lineage: Eukaryota; Metazoa; Mollusca; Polyplacophora; Chitonida; Chitonidae
Product: solute carrier family 2, facilitated glucose transporter member 12-like
Exons: 15
Coding region: 138-2108 (656 amino acids)
Biological process (GO): D-glucose transmembrane transport
Cellular component (GO): membrane
Molecular function (GO): D-glucose transmembrane transporter activity
Source: RefSeq, a predicted model, not a curated record